Molecule: messenger RNA, 790 nt
Organism: Paramecium sonneborni
Lineage: Eukaryota; Ciliophora; Oligohymenophorea; Peniculida; Parameciidae
Source: the annotation of a GenBank genome assembly
AUGGAUGAUUAUCGUAUUUUGUUUUAUGGAAGUUUAUCAGGUUGUCUAUCUGAAGUUGGAGGAAAUUUAUCAAAUUUUUGGAGUUAUAUAGGACAUUAUCAUUCGGCUAAUCCAUUUUUAUGUUCAAGAGGAAUAUUCCAUGAUUGGGAUUAGAAAAAAAGGUAAUAAAUUAAAUUUUACAGAGAUUUCUUCAAUAGAGUUUAAUCAAUGAUUUAUAUUCCAAAAGAUUAUUAAAGAAAUUGCAAAAUGAUGUUAAAUGGAACUCUAUAGCCUGGGGCUUAAGGUUUUAUAUAAAAGAAAACCUUAAUAUAAAAAUCAAGAAAGAAAGUUCAAAUUUCAAUUAAUCUUUCAGGUAUUUAAAAUAUAAAUAGAAUUAAUUUUUAUAUUCUUUCGUGUUCGGAAGCAUUGCACAACUUUUCUGCUCAUCCUUAUUUCAAAUAAGGAACUUAUUUAAAAGUGAAUAAUUUUUUAGUUUCCAAAGUUUCUCCAUCAGAUUGAUAUAAUUUGGAGCACUAUUUGGGUAAAAUUAUCUUCUAAUUUAAUAAGAACAUAUGACAUGGUUAAAAUUAUAAUGAAAAACAAGGAACAAUAAAAAUUUUUUAUAAUUUAAACCUAUCUUGCAGCUUAAUUUUCAAGUCUAAUUGCCUGCUUUACAGAUUCAUUGUUUUAUUUUUUUAUUAACAAAUCCUCAAGAUUUUAUUUUUUUUAUGGAGAACGUAUUUUGGUUUCAAAAAAUGGCUUAGCUCUAUUUCUUUUUGAUUAGCUUUCUUCAAAAGAUGGGAUAGCAUGA